ACCUGCAAUAAAUGACCCUUGCCGUUUGGCUUUGACUCUCGACUCUGGUGGUCUUGUGGAGGGGCCUCGCGACCUUGGGCAUUUCAUUUGGGGGCUCGUCCGGGAUGCCCCCAAGCCCACCAGACAUCAGGUCAACGGGUCAUCGCUGACAACCGAUCGCCUUACAGCGGAUACACGAGACAAUCUGGCCCAAACUAAAAGAGCUAUAUGCAACAGGACCCCCACCUACUCCACACCAGCUCCGGCCAGGUGACUGGGUCCUUGUCAAACGCCAUCGACAAGAGACCCUAGAACCCAGGUGGAAAGGACCUUACCAGAUCAUCCUGACAACGCCGACAGCCAUCAAGGUGGACAGCAUAGCUGCCUGGAUCCAUCACACACACGUCAAGCCGGUGGACCCAUUUUCUGACCUCAUCAAGUCCACUAAAGCUGACGUCACCUGGACUGUUGACCGGAGUAAGAACAAUCCCCUCAAACUGACUUUGCGCCGUACCCUCCCCCAUGAUGACCAAGGUACUGUUGAUAGCCCUAAUGAUAGUCCUAACCCUCAACCCUCGGGCCACGAGGGGAGGAUUCGGCCCUCCCCCCAAUAAGAAUACUUUAAUACAACUACUAUAUGGUGCACCGUGCGAGUGCAGGGGAGGUACUAUGGAGACUCCUGUUGUUCCCCGAGGGUAUACUCAUAUGCAGGACUGCGGGGGCAUAACUGCGUAUCUUGUUCAGGAAUAUAGGGUUACCGGGGCCUCUCAAAACUGGCAAUGCUACCAUAAGCCUAAGCCACUCCCCCCUCGAGCCACUUGCCCCUGUUCCACCUUCCAGGAAUCAAUGCAUAGCAUGUGCUAUUCCUCUUACCAGCAAUGUAUAGGGGCCAAUAACAAGACUUAUUUCACAGCCAUACUACAGAAUAAUAAAAGCCCCACCAUUAGUGAUGAUAAUAAAUACCUUCAGGCUGGAUGCACUGGCACCCCCGGGACCCCGGUAUGCUGGAAUACCAGGGCCCCCACACAUAUGUCAGACGGUGGGGGGCCCCAGGACGCAGUGCGCCAGAUAGAAACCCGAAGACAAAUAGAAGAGGCCUAUCGGCAUCUGUACCCACAGCUCAGCUACCACCCCCUAAUUCUCCCUAAGGUCGAUCCCUCUGAAUUGGACUCCCAGACCAUGUCCAUACUAGAAGCUACUUUUGCGCUUUUGAAUACCACCAACCCCAACUUAGCACAGGAUUGCUGGCUCUGCCUUCCUCAAGGACCGCCCCGCCCUAUAGCCAUCCCCACCUUCGCCAAUUUAAAUAUCAGCGAACGAUGUAACCCUACUUCACUCCCCGAGCCGUUCCCCAUACAAUUUUCAAAAUUUUCAACCACCUUUAAUACCUCAUGCUUUGUCAAGAACGAUUCCCUCUCUAACGCCAGUAUUGACUUGGGAAUCCUUUCAUCCACUGGAUGUAGUCAAUAUAUCCCCGUGAACUCCUCCCUCUGUAGUCCUAAUACCACUGUCUUUGUCUGUGGAAGUAACCUAGCAUACACCUAUUUACCCCCGAAUUGGACAGGGGUCUGCACCCUGGCCACCCUUCUCCCCAAUGUAGACCUGAUCUCGGGAGACACCCCGUUGCCCAUUCCCAGCUUUGACCUCUGGGCAGGGAGAACCAAACGAGCCAUUACAGUCCUACCCCUCCUGGGUACCUUGCGCCAGCCGGGACCCCAGAUGCCGAGGCUGCAUCACACCGCAGCCCGGCAGAGCCCUUGGGUGGCCCAGCGCCCUCAGAGGCCCAGCUGGGGGCGGGAUGGGCGGGCCACCCCAGCAGAGCUCAUGCCCGCCCACUCGUAUCUGACGGACAAAUGGACAGACCAACAACACAGGACCUGCUCCAAGAACUGA
Molecule: messenger RNA, 1872 nt
Organism: Globicephala melas (long-finned pilot whale)
Lineage: Eukaryota; Metazoa; Chordata; Mammalia; Artiodactyla; Delphinidae
Source: RefSeq, a predicted model, not a curated record